AUUCGCACUUCUCCUUCGCACGUUCCUUCUGUAACAACAUAUAAAACCAUCUCCAUUGAUUCCCCAUUCACACUUCACUUGCCUUUUUCCCUCUUUUUCCACCACAGCCACAAUUACCAUUUUGCCAUCAAUGGCGUUACAGAGACAACCUAGUGAUCUCAAAACUAGAAUCAACACAUGUCUCAACAGAUUAUCCGACCGUGAUACCCUCACAGUCGCAACAAACGAACUCGAAUCAAUAGCUAGAACUCUCAACACUGAAGGAUUUAGUGCAUUUUUAACUUGUAUUUCAACUACAGAUACUUCACACAAAUCCCCCGUACGCCGACAAUGUGUUCGGCUUAUCGGCGUGCUCUCGGCGUCUCAUGGCGACGCGCUUUCACCGCAUUUAACGAAAAUGAUUUCGGCUGUACUCCGCCGGCUUCGUGACGCUGACUCGGCUGUUAGAACGGCUUGUGUUGAAGCUGUUACGUCGAUUGCUUCGGAGAUUACUCAAGUUCCGUUUUCUUCUAUUUUGAAGCCGUUAAUUGAUGCUAUUGUCCAUGAACAGGAUAAUAACUCGCAGAUGGGAGCUUCGCUUUGUCUUGCAGCAGCAAUUGAAGCAUCACCUGAUCCUGAACCAACUGAGCUAAAGAAAGUGUUACCAAAGCUCUUGAAAUUGGUGAAGAAUGAUAGUUUUAAAGCUAAACCAGCGUUGUUGUCGCUUAUUGGUAGUAUAGUUAGUGUUGGUGGUGCUUCGAAUAAGAAUGUAUUGAGUAAUUUGGUUCCAAUUACGGUUGAGUUGUUGAGUAGUGAAGAUUGGACUGUAAGGAAGGCUGCGGCGGAGACAUUGGGACGAUUGGCUGUUUCAGAGAGAGAGUUGUUGGCUGAGUUGAAGGGGUUUUGUAUCACUUCAUUGGAUAAUAGAAGAUUUGAUAAGGUGAAGGUUGUGAGAGAGACAAUGAAUAGGGCGUUAGAAUGGUGGAAGGAAGUUCCAGGUACUUCAGACAAUGUCUUGCCUCGAUCACAAUCCAAGUUUUCACCCAAAGAUUGUGGUAGUGGUGCCUGUUCUCCAACUCCUUCCAAAAGUUCGAGUGAUACAGCCACGGAGACCCCUCAACUGAAGAAAGCACUCCGCCCAAGCAAGUCACUUGCAUCCAGCAGUUCUUCCUCGAUCACCUCCCAGAAGAAUAGUUCUACUAGGUUCCGCCGCACAAAAUCAAAUGUCACGAGCUCCUGUAAGCUGGAUUUAAGAAAAUCCCUUGAUGCAAAAGCAAAACACACUGUUUUGCAGGCUUCUGCAUUGGAGGUAGCUUUUGAAGAACAGAAGAGUCAGAAUCUUAGAGCUCAAGAUUCAGUGGAUACAGUUAGUUGUAGCAGUUCAAGUUCAGAAGUAAAGUCAACUGUGUUCAACAGACCACCUGAUGAAAAGUUCUACGGAUGUGGUAAUUCACAGUCUGGUUCUCGGGCUAUUCCACUCUUUGAGGACUACAAUAACAACAUGGUACCUGAUGAAAACAUCAAUGAAGAUGCCCUCUUGAGUCAUAGAGAGUACGAGAAUUUUUGUUCCGUCCGCAAACAGCUUGUUCAGAUUGAAAAUCAACAGUCCAGUUUGUUGGACCUCCUCCAGGGAUUUAUUGGCAGCUCACGAAAUGGAAUGAAUUCUUUAGAGAAACGUGUAAAUGGUUUGGAGAGAUUACUUGAUGAAAUGCAACAUGAUUUGGCAAUAACAACAGGGAGGAUACCUAAUACUGAUUUUACAGGAAAUACAUGUUACAUGCUCCCUCGUGCAGAAUUUUUGAGUCCUAAGUUUUGGAGAAGUUCAGAAGAUCAAGAUUCAAAUUCAAGAAUAUCUUUCUCCACUGGAAGCCAGAAUACCGUGUACAGUGAGCCAGAAACAAAUGCUUCAGCAAAACUGAUGGGUGUCACUCAAAAUGAAUGUAACUUUGCAUUGCGUUCUUCCUCCAAUAGAAGAAAAGAGAGAAUAGCUCGAGAUGGUGAAACUGCGGGUUUUUGUCAUGUCGGUAGGCUUAACGGGGCUUCAUUUGCAAAUUGCAUAGAGCAGCAAACUUGAGCUGUAGGUGAUUGUUUUUCUUUAGCUUGACAUCAUGAUACCGUAAUUCCUGCCAUCCAUAUCUUUGUCGAGCUUCCUUUUUCUGUUGCCUUCAUAUUCUACUACAUUUCCUCUCUAUCAGGACCGACCAGUUAUUCAAUUAUUGAAGACAUAAUUGUCUGUUGUCUCUAAUCAUUGCAAUAAUUAAAGUCUUCUAUCAUAUUAUAAGUUUGAACAAAUGUUGAGUGCUCUCAUCAUCUUUUGAAAGUUCUUCUUCCAUCUCCCUUUCUGUAUCGUUUAGUUCUCAACAUAUUUUUGGAAUUGAUGAAACCUGAUCCUUCGUACCUGGCUUUGCAUAGUGUGUAACUCUGUGCAACUCUUGCUAUAUUUUUUUCCAACUCUUCCCUGUAACUUGACAGUCACUACUCAUUAGUAUUUUCAUUAGUUCUCACUUCUAAGUAGUAAAAAUUUCUUCAUGUUUUUCUUUUUUCUUCUGCAUUAAUGUCCUUAAUUUGAAUAGUUCUUGUUAAUCAUAGAAGGGUUAUGUAUAAUUUCCUUGGAACCAUUGUUGAAG
This is a messenger RNA of Lycium barbarum (goji berry), 2606 nucleotides long. Its product is annotated as TORTIFOLIA1-like protein 4. Gene Ontology annotation, molecular function: microtubule binding. Bases 131 to 2053 code for a protein of 640 amino acids. Gene Ontology annotation, cellular component: microtubule. The record is from RefSeq and is a predicted model, not a curated record. The transcript is spliced from 5 exons. NCBI's taxonomy places the organism in Eukaryota, Viridiplantae, Streptophyta, Magnoliopsida, Solanales, Solanaceae.